This is a messenger RNA of Periconia digitata, 2085 nucleotides long. NCBI's taxonomy places the organism in Eukaryota, Fungi, Ascomycota, Dothideomycetes, Pleosporales, Periconiaceae. The record is from the annotation of a GenBank genome assembly.
UUCCAAUUCUGUCGACCUACACACACUGUGUUACUCUACGAUUAUUUCGAUGUCCAGACCCAGGAAUUACGGCAGGGUUACGCUUUGGCUCUUGAUUACACCACUCCUCAACUCUAUAGCUUCAGCCGCUAACGACGAUUGUCCGGCAUCACGACUUCAUCUAUCUGAGCCUCCUUAUGACAACUACCUCCUGUCUGAUUGCCACACAAGCUCGCAUGUAAUCGUCACCAGUCCAGUUCGUGGCGGCAAGGACCUUGACCCUCGACUCCUUGUAGCAUGGCCAGCCGGAAACAGUGGCAUUGCCAUUUACUUUGAGCCUGAGAACGGUGUCCGGGGCAGUCUUGGAUUGAACUUGGAAAAUGCGACUAGCACCGGCAAUGCCCUUGAGUCUCUAGAUUUAGGCAGCACCGACUCCAAGAAUGAGAAUCCUCGCGUAGGUGUGACGGGCCUUGUUCACUUCGACUCCCCAGCCAUCUUGACGAUUCCCAUCUUGGGGAGUAUCCGCGCCAUUCGAGACUAUUCAGAAGGGGGAAAAACUUUGCACCCUAAACUUCAAAAUGCAGUUGCUGUUGUACCCGGGGAUGUUCCAGGGGGCGCCGCUAUAUACCGCGACUGGCUAGACAAGCAGACUACAACCUGGCUCACAUUUGCUCAGACGGGAGAUGUCGAUGCCGUCAAGAUUAUUCCAGGCGAUAGAUAUACGCUUCGGUUCGGCCAAGGCACCUAUAACUUCACAGCAACUUUCAACUAUCCGCAGAUGAGCCAAUUGAGCCCACAGCAAGUACUCAACUCUGGCUCGCAGGAUCUUGUAGCUCAAAACCCCGAUCAAACAACUUCGCUCUCCUUUCUUUCGUACAAAAGCAAGAUCCUCGCAGGAACGUGGCGCUUUUUGACGUACUUCGGUCGCGACAGCAUGAUCUCAGUCCUACUGAUGCGAUCUAUUCUUAGUCAAGGAGAAGGUGGAGCAAUUGAGGCUGCUAUCUCCGCAGUUCUUGAACGUGUCAACAAGAAUGACGGUACUGUUUGUCACGAAGAAGUGAUUGGAGAUUAUGCGACUUUCCUCAAUCAGCAAAACGGUGUCGAUUCUUCCGCGCCGUCUUGCGACUACAAGAUGGUUGAUACAGACUACUACUUGCCUAUUGUAAUGAAGGACUACUUCGUAGACACAGAAACUGGGAAAGAUCGAGCAGAGGAUUUUCUAAACACCAAGGCUUCCUUUCUUCAAGAGAACGCGGGUACCUCGUAUCGUGAUCUGGCCCAAUCGACUGCCGAAAAAAUCAUGAAAACGUCGGCUCCUUUUGCCGCCUCUCAAUCCAUCGAAAACUUGAUUCAGCUUAAGAAUGGAGAGUCUGUCGGUGAAUGGCGUGAUUCGAACAACGGCUUGGGUGGCGGUCGGAUCCCAUACGACGUCAAUACUGCGCUUGUCCCCGCGGGCCUACGUGCUGUUGGUAGACUGGCCCGAGAUGGCUUCUUCACGGGCCAUGAAGAUUGGAAAACGCUUGCGGACGAAUACGCGCAGAUUUGGGAAGACAAGACACUCGACUUCUUCAAAGUUACGGUCCCUGCCAACGAAGCUCGAGAUCUCGUCACCCAGUACGUGAAAGAAGCCGGCUCGUCUGCACCGGCAUUUUCAGAAAGGAUCACAGGGGAUGUAGUGUUCUACGGUCUCGCCUUGAAUGGAGAUAAUAAUCAGCCCAUUGUCCGCGUUAUGAACACUGACGAUUGCUUCCGCCUUUUCCUACUCGAUACUACGAACCAAACUCAACUCAGCUCUUUUCUAGAUCAGACUGCAAACAAUAUCCUUGCACCAUUCCCCGUCGGAUUGUCGACAGAAGCGGGUCUGCUGGUCGCGAAUCCAGCAUACGGAGGUUCACAAAGCUAUGCGGACAACUGGUCAAAUAGCCAAUAUCACGGCACUGUGAUCUGGAGUUGGCAGUUGGCGAUGAUGGCGGCAGGGCUCCAGCGUCAGCUUGACCGGUGCGGGGGUGAUAAGCCUGGUAAGUCAGCGAGCGACACGCACUCAUCCAUAUACAAAUUUUUCUCCUUUAGUAUCUAACCCCUCGUGAACCAGACUUCUGUAACGAU